This is a messenger RNA of Neurospora crassa OR74A, 4871 nucleotides long. RefSeq names its product GTPase activating protein Sar1. The transcript is spliced from 5 exons. NCBI's taxonomy places the organism in Eukaryota, Fungi, Ascomycota, Sordariomycetes, Sordariales, Sordariaceae. Bases 1081 to 3423 code for a protein of 780 amino acids. Gene Ontology annotation, cellular component: cell cortex. The record is from RefSeq and is a predicted model, not a curated record. Gene Ontology annotation, molecular function: GTPase activator activity; protein binding. Gene Ontology annotation, biological process: regulation of actin cytoskeleton organization; regulation of GTPase activity.
AUUUUUCGCUUCAAGCAAAGUUCCCACCCACGCGUUUCUUCCCCCUCUUUUCCCUCUCCACAGUUUCACCUUCCACUCACAACUCAACCUCUCUUGGUCUCCUCAGACCGAUCGAGGCGGUCUCUCUUUUUACCUCUAGCCAAACUCGAGUCGAGCGCGGCUUGACCACAAUCUCACCAUCCGUCGCCUUGCACAUUUGUCCCCAAAUCUGCCAAAUUUCCUACUGCAUUCUUGUGCAUUCCGUCGUGCUGCAUCCCCCAGCGCGCAGUGCACGUCAAAGCAGCCCAGGGCAGCCAGGUCUCGCCCCCCCCCCCCCCCAAAAGAGAGAGAGGCCCAACCGGAAGUUUUGCGCUGGGGCCCUCCCGCAAUUCGAAAAAGGAACCCGACCAACGAACGGUCCCUCCAACCGAACCCGUCCAUUCCUCGCAUUGCACCAAGUGAAAUCCAUCGGCCUACCACCACGAAACGACGCAGGCCCCUAACAUCUGUCUAGCACCUAUAGACGCCAACGACACCCAGCGUUUCGAACCGUCCGAUCAGUCUCUUUCUUUGUUCACAUUACAGCAACAACAAUCACCUCGACGCCCGCUUCCGUUGCCUCAUUCUGCUCGAGACGCAUCUUGCAAUUACGACGGACGGACCGCGUCCAGCUACAAGUCGACCGCCUCUCGCUUUUCCCCGCUACCCUGCGACUGUGAGGCCCCAAUUGCUCUCGAACUUUGUUGACUUUGAUCCGUCACGACAUUCGCUUGCCUCCAUCCACUGCGUCGGCUACAUCGACGUUACUCCCGAAAGGAUAAUAUUGUGGCGCUCGCUGGACGACCAUUGCUUUCGCUCCCUGCCGAAACCGUCUUCGUGCGACCUUUGUGGACGUCGACCGUCGCUCCUUUCGCAAUCUCUUGGCACCCUAAUCUCCAUCAGCGUGUCCCAGCGGGACCACGCUCAACGUCGAGCCGACCUCAGUCGCGCGACCCAUCAAUCCUCAGUACAGAAUAGAGCAACACUCUUUGCAAUCCUUUUCAUUCGGGCCACGCGUCUGACCCUCUCGACACCUCAUCGUCACCCGCCACAUUUGCCAGAAUGUCUGUUAUGUUGCAGACACCUUCUCGAGCUUCUACCGGAUCCACCACUUCCUUCCACCCUCUCUCCCGACAAAACACCAUGUCUUCCUACGAGGGCUCGCGGUCUACCCGCCAGUCCAAGCGGUAUUCCAUGUCGGCCUUGUACAUGUCCAUGUCCGCCAAUGACUCCGAUCUCAUAAUCGAAGAUGAGCUUGCUAGAGCGCAAAAGGUGCUGCGGGAUCUCAAGACCAAGAUCUCCUCGCAAUCCAAAAAGAAUUUCGUACUUGAGAAAGAUGUCCGCUACUUGGACUCGCGUAUUGCCCUGCUGAUCCAAAAUCGCAUGGCUUUGGAAGAGCAAAACGAAGUCGCCAGUCACCUCGAAGACGCAACCGAUAUACAAGAGGGCGCCUUCCCCAACGAUGACAAGACACAAAAAUACGGAAACCUGCUCUUCCUGCUACAAUCGGAGCCCAGGCACAUUGCGCAUCUGUGUAGGCUUGUCACCAUGGCCGAGAUUGAUUCACUGCUUCAGACGGUCAUGUUCACCAUCUACGGAAAUCAAUACGAGAGUCGCGAAGAGCAUCUGCUCUUGACCAUGUUUCAGUCUGUCCUCACCUACCAAUUCGACAAUACGCCUGAAUACUCUUCGCUUCUUCGCGCCAACACCCCGGUCUCGAGAAUGAUGACGACAUACACGAGGAGAGGUCCAGGCCAGAGCUUUUUGAAAUCGGUUUUGGCUGAUAGGAUCAACAGCCUGAUUGAGCUCAAGGAUCUGGACCUCGAAAUUAACCCGCUCAAGGUCUAUGAGCGCAUGAUUGAAGAGGCCGAAGCGAAAGACCCUGAGAGUCCCGAGGCGAUGCUCCCCAAGGGGAUUACGCAGGAAGAGGCCGCUGAGAACCCCAAGGUUCAGGAGAUCAUCAAUCCGCGGCUGACCAUGUUGACAGAGAUUGCCAAUGGAUUCUUGGAAACCAUCAUCGAUGGGCUCGAAGAAACCCCUUACGGAAUCCGGUGGAUUUGCAAGCAAAUUCGGAGCUUGACAAAGAGGAAAUACCCCGAUGCCAAUGAUCAGAUCAUUUGCACGCUCAUUGGCAGUUUCUUCUUCCUGCGCUUCAUCAACCCAGCAAUCGUCACACCCAAGUCGUAUAUGCUCAUCGACGGCACACCUGCCGACAAGCCGAGAAAGACGCUCACCUACGUCGCAAAAAUGCUCCAGAACCUGGCCAAUAAGCCCUCAUACGCCAAGGAACCGUACAUGGCCAAGCUACAGCCUUUUAUCCAUGCCAACAAGGACAAGGUCAACCGAUUUAUGCUCGAACUGUGCGAGGUGCAAGAUUUCUACGAGACACUUGAGAUGGACAACUACGUCGCCCUUUCCAAGAAGGAUUUGCAGCUGGACAUUACGCUCAACGAAAUCUACGCUAUGCACGGAUUGCUCGAAAAGCACGCUGGUGAGCUGUACAAGGACGAGAACUCCCAUCUGGCCAUCAUCAUGUCAGAGUUGGGUACUGCUCCACCUCAGGUGCCGCGAAAGGAGAACAGGGUCAUCAAUUUGCCGCUAUUCAGUAGGUGGGAAACGGCCAUUGACGAUCUGACCGCCGCCCUGGACAUUACCCAAGAAGAGGUCUUCUUUAUGGAAGCGAAGUCGAUUUUUGUGCAGAUUUUGCGAACGAUCCCGGCAAACUCGUCAGUAGCUAGGAGGCCACUGCGGCUUGAACGCAUCGCCGACGCGGCUGCCACGUCCAAGAACGAUGCGGUGAUGGUCCGUAAAGGUAUCCGGGCGAUGGAGCUGCUGAGUCAGUUGCAGGAACUGAAGGUUGUCGACAAGAGUGACCAAUUCUCAUUGCUACGAGAUGAGGUUGAGCAGGAACUCCAACAUCUCGGCUCACUCAAGGAAGUCGUCAUGUCCGAGACUAUCAAACUUGAGGAGGUUUACAAGACAAUCCGUGACCACAACGCCUACUUGGUCAGCCAGUUGGACACGUACAAGAGCUAUCUUCACAACGUACGAAGCCAGAGCGAGGGCAAGACCAGAAAGCAACAGAAGCAACAGGUGCUAGGCCCGUACAAGUUUACCCAUCAACAGCUCGAAAAGGAGGGCGUCAUCCAAAAGAGCAAUGUCCCGGACAAUAGGAGGGCCAAUAUCUACUUCAAUUUCACAAGUCCACUUCCGGGAACGUUUGUCAUCUCGCUGCAUUACAAGGGUCGGAACCGAGGACUGCUCGAACUGGACCUCAAGCUCGACGAUCUCCUUGAAAUGCAGAAGGACAACCAGGAUGAGUUGGACCUCGAGUACGUGCAGUUCAACGUGCCCAAAGUCCUCGCGCUGCUCAAUAAGCGCUUCGCCCGGAAGAAGGGGUGGUAGACACAUCACUCAGUCUGACUUUACUUUUUCCGUUGCGAGGUGAGGGAUGAUAUCCCCAUGAUGUGAUAUCCCUCGCCUGGAGUUGGUGGAGUUUUUGCUUGGCGGUCUUCAUCUGACUCUUGAUACCACUUUCGUUUUGCGGUUCCCAGUACUCCAAGUGUUCCCAACACCCACCUACCUACAACACUGACCAUGCCGGAUGGAAAGGGGCAAGGGGGUGUCGGAGAGCAGUCUGGUCUUCGUCCAUGGUUGGAGCGCUAUUCGGGCCAAUCACGCUUUGACCUCACCCGGCUUUCAUCCUAUCGGUCAUCCUAACAUCUCUGAAUCAUGGUCGUUUCUAGUUGCGUUUAUAUAUGCACAUAGUUAGCGAGCUUUUGGGCCAUCUCCUUUUGUGUUUGUCGUUUUGGUUAUACCUCCUGUCGUUUUACGAAUGGUUUCCUUACCUGAUUUUUGCCGUUAAUCACGCCGUUCUCGCUUUCAAUGUAGGAUCCGCUUGGGUGUCUCACCCACGUACCUAAUCAGCUCUCGUAUGUCUGUCUGGCUUUUGCUAUUCCUGGUUUUUCUCGUUAUGAACUUUUCCUCUCAUCACGCAACUGCAGAGGACUCGGCGGACGGACGGACGGACGAACGAACAAUGACACCCACGAAGAGUGAUUUUUGGUCCCGCUCGGCUGGCCUGGCUUGGGAUGGACUGAACAACAUCUUUACGCAUACUACAUACCCCUUACUACGUACUACUUAAUAACCUGGGACUGGAGAGAGUUGAGGACAGAUCAGGAAGCGGUGGGCAAUACACAGGCCCAACUUUGGUUUCGAGACCUGGUGUAUGAUGGCAGAUGAUAUCGGGCAAAUGUGUUGAAAGGGGGAUUAAGGAGGCAAUGCGUUGAAGGGUUGAGAAAGCUCCCGCACAAUGCAAAGAAAGAAGCGGAGGAUGCGAAAUCCUGGCGGGGCCGGUGAUCAGAAACGAAAAGAAAUCGAAUGAGUUUCCUUGUUUAUCAAACAAUAAAGCCGGCGACGAGGCUGCGAUGACAUCCACGCACGAUUGGCUGCCUCGUCUUUACCAGAGAUGAGGGUUCUAAUAAGUUCGGCGGGUCCGCACCGCAAAGUGCGCUGGGAUAGGUGACGGGUCUGCCGGUCCUUGUACUUGGCUGACCGAGGGACGAAUCUGGAAACCUAAGAGGUCGUUUCGGGUGUGUUAAUCCAGGGAAAAGUAACAUUGUCCGAUUUUCAAGUCGGCCUGCAAUACGCCUUUUCUCGAUUGUGUCUUAGUCCUUAAAUCUUCUAUACUUUCACUGUAUGAAUCAUGUUAAAACUCUUUUCUCAGUUAAAUUUUUUUCUUCUGUGGCGUUAUGGAUCGGGCAGCAGGGAGUCCAAGAAGAUAUGGCAGACCCAAUGGGAAAAACAAUGAGUUGAAAAGACGACAGAAUAUGUAGGGGAAGGGGGAAAGG